This is a messenger RNA of [Candida] anglica, 1579 nucleotides long. The record is from the annotation of a GenBank genome assembly. NCBI's taxonomy places the organism in Eukaryota, Fungi, Ascomycota, Pichiomycetes, Serinales, Debaryomycetaceae.
CACAAACGUAUUAUCACAAAUAAUUUUUUUUUGAUAUUCCUUAUAGAAGCUCUGUCAUAUAUCUAUACCAAAUCUCAAGUCAUGCCUGUCUAUUCGAUAUCCCACGUGGAAAACGUCCGUGUUUGCGUGGUUAUGGUUGGAUUGCCAGCUAGAGGGAAAUCAUUGAUUGCACAAAAAAUUGUUCGUUACUUGUCAUGGCUUUCCAUUAAAUCCAAAUGUUUCAAUGUUGGUAGUUACCGUAGAGAGAUUGCAUCCACCGACAUCAAUGCAGAAUUCUUUGACCCCAAGAACCCUGAAGGUCUUAAAUAUCGUCAACAGGCAGUUAACUCUGCAGUGGAAGAUAUGAUGAAAUGGUUUUUAGAUGAAAAUGGGGUAGUAGGGAUUUUGGAUGCCACAAAUUCUACUCGUAAGAGAAGAGAUGAAAUCUUGAAGCUUUGUAGAGAAAAUUAUAUUGAACCAAUGUUUUUAGAAAGUUGGUGUAAUGAUCAAGAUUUGGUUUUACAAAAUAUUGCUGAUGUUAAAACAACUAGUCCAGAUUAUCUUAAUCGUGAUUCAGACUUUGCCACUCAAGAUUUCUUGAAAAGAAUUUCAUAUUAUGAACAAACAUAUGAAACUAUGGAUUCAAAAACUGAUUCAGAUUUAACUUUUAUUAAGUUGGUUAAUGUGAAUCUGCAAAUUGUAUUGAAUCGAAUUGAAAGUUAUUUGGAAAGUAGAAUUGUUUAUUAUGUCAUGAACUUGCACAUCAAGCCAAGAAGUAUUUGGUUGUCAAGACAUGGGGAAUCAAACUACAAUUUGACUGGUCAAAUUGGAGGUGAUGCCGAUCUUUCUGAACGUGGUUGGAGAUAUGCCAAAAAACUUCCUGAAUUAGUAUUGAAAUCAUUGGGUGAAGAAAACCAACAUACUAACUUGACGGUUUGGACUUCCACUUUGAACCGUACCCAACAAACGGCACUGUUCUUGCCAUAUCAAAAGAAACUUCAAUGGAAGGCCCUUGAUGAGUUGGAUGCUGGUGAAUGUGAUGGGAUGACAUAUGAAGAAAUUGAACAAAAAUUCCCUGAAGAUUUCAAAGCAAGAGAUGACAACAAGUAUGAAUACCGUUACAGAGGUGGGGAAUCAUACCGAGACAUUGUGAUUAGAUUAGAACCAAUUAUUAUGGAAUUAGAACGUCAAGAGAAUAUUUUAAUCAUUACCCAUCAGGCUGUUUUACGGUGUCUUUAUGCAUAUUUUAUGAAUGUCCCACAAGAAGAAUCUCCAUGGAUGUCGAUUCCAUUGCAUACAUUGAUCAAAUUAGAGCCUCGUGCAUACCUGACUCUUGUGAGUCGUAUCAAGGCUGAUAUUCCUGCUGUGAGUACAUACAAGGAAAAGGGUACUUCUCAAUUAGGUGAGGUUAUUGGUGCUAGCAAUAAAUCAAAGAGCAGAGAUCUUAUCAAUGAUAGCGAGUGUGUAUAGAUUAGUACAUGGAGUUACUGAACCAGUUGUAGAGAGAAAUAUGUACAGAUAUGUUUUACAAAAGGUUUCUUUUUUUUGUUUGUUUGUUUGUUAAUACUUUCUUAUUAUAUAUGAUUAUCUAAUGUUACAA